Molecule: messenger RNA, 3183 nt
Organism: Linepithema humile (Argentine ant)
Lineage: Eukaryota; Metazoa; Arthropoda; Insecta; Hymenoptera; Formicidae
Gene: Gprk1
Product: G protein-coupled receptor kinase 1
Biological process (GO): protein phosphorylation; regulation of signal transduction; G protein-coupled receptor signaling pathway
Molecular function (GO): ATP binding; G protein-coupled receptor binding; G protein-coupled receptor kinase activity
Source: RefSeq, a predicted model, not a curated record
CGGCUGCUGGUGUGCCUGGGUCCGAACGAGACUGGAAGAGGCAGGAUUCUUUUGACGACGACAUAGGAAUAAUCAUCGUGUUUGCGACCACCGACAAAAGGACCACCGAGGAAAAUGGCGGACCUCGAGGCGGUGCUGGCCGAUGUCAGCUACCUGAUGGCCAUGGAGAAGAGCAAGUGCACGCCGGCCGCCCGUGCCAGCAAAAAGAUCGUUCUGCCGGAUCCCAGCGUGAGAAGCGUUAUGCACAGAUAUUUGGAGAAGAAUAACGAAGUAAACUUCGACAAAAUAUUUAAUCAAAUGUUAGGUUACCUUUUAUUCAAAGACUUCUGCGAGACUGUAGCGGAGGAACCGAUUCCGCAACUUAGGUUUUACGAAGAGAUCAAAGCGUACGAGAAGCUCGAGUGUCCGGAAGACAGGAGAAAACUUGCCAGAGAGAUCUACGACAAUUACAUUAUGAAAGAGUUGCUGGCGCAUUCUCACGAAUAUUCGCAAGAGGCGGUAUCUCACGUACACAAAUAUCUCAUGAAGAACGAGGUUCCAGUUAACUUGUUCGAGCCGUACAUUGAGGAAAUUUUCAAUCAUUUGCGAGGAGAGCCGUUUCAGAAGUUUCUGGAAAGUGACAAAUAUACCCGCUUUUGCCAAUGGAAGAACCUAGAGUUGAACAUCCAGUUGACGAUGAACGACUUCAGCGUGCAUCGAAUAAUAGGCAGGGGUGGCUUCGGCGAGGUGUACGGUUGCCGGAAAGCCGACACUGGCAAGAUGUACGCCAUGAAAUGCCUGGAUAAGAAGCGCAUUAAGAUGAAACAGGGUGAAACAUUAGCCCUCAAUGAGAGGAUAAUGCUCUCGCUAGUCAGCACUGGGGUGGACUGUCCGUUCAUAGUGUGUAUGACGUACGCGUUUCACACGGCCGACAAGCUUUGCUUCAUAUUGGAUCUAAUGAACGGCGGCGAUUUGCAUUAUCACCUGAGCCAGCACGGAGUGUUCAAUGAGCCGGAAAUGAAGUUCUACGCCGCCGAGGUAAUCCUUGGCUUAGAGCACAUGCAUCGCAGGUACAUCGUCUACCGUGAUCUGAAGCCCGCGAACAUACUGCUGGAUGAGCACGGUCACGUCAGAAUAUCGGAUCUAGGGCUGGCGUGUGACUUCUCGAAGAAGAAACCACACGCGAGCGUCGGCACGCACGGAUAUAUGGCGCCGGAGGUACUCUCAAAGGGCACUGCGUACGACUCCAGCGCAGACUGGUUUUCCUUCGGUUGUAUGCUGUACAAGCUCUUGAAAGGGCACAGUCCAUUCAGACAACAUAAAACCAAGGACAAACACGAGAUAGACCGCAUGACAUUGACCAUGAACGUUGAAUUGCCGGAGACAUUUUCGCAAGAGUUACGGUCGCUGUUGGAAGGUUUACUGCAACGAGAUAUCAACAACAGACUCGGCUGCCGUGGCAACGGUGCGGAUGAGUUAAAGGCGCACCCGUUUUUCGAUGGUAUUGAUUGGCAGCAGGUGUACCUGCAAAAGUAUACGCCGCCCUUAAUACCGCCGCGCGGCGAGGUCAACGCCGCGGAUGCCUUCGACAUUGGCUCCUUCGACGAAGAGGACACGAAGGGAAUCAAACUCACGGACGCGGAUCAAGAUUUAUACAAAAACUUUCCUCUAGUCAUCUCCGAAAGAUGGCAAGCUGAAGUGGCCGAGACUGUGUUCGAGACAAUCAAUAACGAGGCCGACAAAUUGGAAAAUAAGAAGAAGGUGAAACAAAAACAACGAUUUGACACGGAUGAGAAAGGCUCGGACUGUAUAUUACACGGUUAUAUAAAAAAAUUAGGAGGUCCAUUUGCAAGCACAUGGCAAACACGUUACGCCAAGUUGUAUCCGAAUCGGUUAGAGUUGCAUCCGGAAUCCGCAACCAAGCCCGAACUCGUGUUCCUCGAUCAAGUCGAGGAAGUCGGAGCGGACCUGCAACUUGUAAAAGGAGAACAAUGCAUUGUAAUGCGCACAAGAGAUGCAAAGAUAGUACUUACAAAUGCUGAUGAAAUAAGUUUGAAAGAAUGGGCGCUCUCGUUAAGAUCGGCUCACAAAUGCUCGAUGGAGAUGCUCGGUAACAUGGCGAGAAAAGCGGGCAAGAUCUACGGGACUGAGCGGGACGCCGUGAUUCCGGCGACGCAGCGAUCUACAAACGGCAACUAGCCCAUUGUUGCCGUCACGUGCAAUGUCGCACCGUCAUACUCCAGUCCCACUGCCCCGCAGCAGCGACAGCAGCAGCAACUUUUUUUAUACUAAAUAACGAUAAACCAGAGAAUAGCGAUGAAUAACGAAAGGAUUGAAGAGGGGCGAGCGAGGAGCGAGCAAGGAGCGUUUCUCCGAAUGGUGGCAACGGCGCAGCGACGCGCACGGUAGUGCCUCUUCGUUUGAAAGCUCGCUCUUAUUUAUUUGCUGCGACGUUGGAAAAAAAAAAAAAAAAAAAAAAAAAAUAAAUCCCUCUUUUGUCACAUCUCGAUCAAACGGAACGUCCCAAAGAAAAUCCCGUUGUACGGCGGAUAGCGCUGCCCUGUGUAUUAUAGAGACUCUAGCCAAGUAGUGUCGUAUCGUGCGUAUAUUCUUCCAGGGCCAUGAGGAUUGCGCGCGUGUCCACACUCAUACGCGCAUGCACACGACACACAUCCGAUCGCGGCUCCUUCUGGUCACUGGCGCGGACGCAUAGGUAUCUCGUUAUAUUUGUACGUUAGUUGUAUGUGCAACAUGUGACGUAGCAACUAGCGACCGAUCGAGCGACGAACAAAAACUUAACACACGGAAAAUACGAGAUAUACAUCCGGUAGUGUAUUAUUUAUUAUGAUUAUAUACAUAUAUAUUAUAAUCUAGUACUCUACGCGAUCCCCCACUCUUAUUACUUUCUGCGCGUUUCGUCGUGCCGCUCGUUUACUUAAUUUAUUUACAGAGAGAAAGAGAGAAGAGAGACCGGUUUUAUAUUAUCCUUAUGAUGAAACAAAAGUGACCCAUUAUUUAUUAUGUUGUUAAGUGAGAGAGAAUGAGAGAAGAGUGAAAGGGAGAGAGAAAGAGAGAGAAAAAAAAUAACAAAACUCGUUUGUAUAUUAGCCAAAAGUGGAAUCGAAUACCGAAUACGUGCAACAUAUGUAUGCUCGAGUGGAUAAACGCAAGUCCGCUCCGGCAAUAAAAUAUGCGAUGAACGUA